GGCGAAAGGGUAGAUAUGGAAACGGCGGUGAAACUCCGGUGACUGAUGCAUGGUGGCCUCAGGUGAUUAACGUUUGCAUUUGUAGUGUCAACAGAACUCGUUUUCUUGAUGAAGCUUUAUACAAACAUAGCUUGAAUUUUCUAAUUUGCUUUCCUAUCGCAUCCUCUUUCGGUAAGGCUCAGUCGUUCUAAAUUGAACUGGAUCGUUUUUGGGUUUCUAUUUCUGGGUAAGAAAAUCCAAAUGAGUGGGAUUAUUUGUGGUAUUUACCCCUCGUCCUCUGCUAUUCUGUUCAGUUGCUGCCUCCUCCCUCCUAUUCCCAUUAAGCUCAGUAUACACUGUAACUAAAUAAGGUUACUUCCUAUGUCAAUGAUGCCGUAUUUUGGUUUUGCUGGAGUACCUAUAGAUCAUUCCUUAUGGUAUUGUCCUUGGCUAAUAAUUAUAUCAGUUCCAAUAUCAUCGUAAAGAGCUAAUUCAACAUUAGAUCAGAAACUAUUCACACGUUGGAAGGAACGCUUAGCAUUGUUCACUUUUUCUUGGUCAAGACAGCAUUGUUCACUUUAUCAUAAGAUGGUAAUGGUUGGGAGUGAUUGUAAAAUGGCGAUUUUGGGGUGUCACAGUGUAUGAAUUCAACAGUGAAGCCAGGUUUGGCUGCCUCGGUGAAGGACAAUACAAUAGUGUAAACUUUAAAGGGCGAAGCCACGUUUCCAUUAAGUGGGGAAUUUGGAGGAUGGAGUAUGGAAAUGGCCUAUCAUUCUUUCACUAACAAAAACUAUGCGUUUAGUUGAUGAGCUUCUGGUGCUCAUAUAUCCGCUGAGCGGGUAAUUUGGACUCGCCUCCACACCCAUACCUCCAGCCACCCCCGGUCCAGACUCCAACCACCCAGAACCUAACCAAAGUACCCUAGAUCUGAAAAUCUGGUUCUAAGGCAGUUAAAAAACCAGCCCUGUUGUCGCCCCUGUUACCAUUCAGGGUGUAUUUGAUCAUACAAUCUGAUGUUUUUGUCAAUUUCAGGAAUGUCCUCAAAGUGGAAAGGCGACAGAAGAGGAAAUCUCUGGCUUUGCUGGUAAGCAAAUAGGGUUUACUUGACAGUGAAAGAAAUGUAUUCUUUUGGUAGAAAUUGCUUGAAACAUGGUAGCUGCUCCAUUAGAAACUUUUUGAAUCAUCUAUGCUUUGCAAACUCAUUUUGGCAACAAUUUCAUGAAUCAGCUUUGCUCAAUAGUCCCAUUGUACAAAAUUCUAGGAUUACUGUUUAUGAGACUCAUAAAGUUGGACCCUUUUCCCAAAUCUCUUCUAAAACAACUCCAGCCCUGCAUGCGCCCUCUUGCAUUGCUUAUUAUUCAACCAAGCCACCUUCAAGGUCAUUUCGAAGAAGAGCUCGUAAGAGACUGUUAAAAUCCUUGAAGCCUAUUCUAGAUCAAGCCCAAUUUCAAUUGGCCUUGUCCCAACUUUCCCCAAGGUUUACUCCUGAGGAACUCUGUAAUGUUAUUACUUUUCAAGAAGACCCAUUAGUUUGCUUGGAGCUCUUUAAUUGGGCAUCACAACAAUCCAGGUUUCGGCACAACACCACCACUUAUCACAUAACCAUCCAGAAGCUCGGUGCGGCACAAAUGUACCAAGAAAUGGAUGAUGUUGUCAAUCAAGUGCUUGCAGUUCCAUUAAUUUGUUCAGAGGCACUUUACAAUACUAUUAUAUAUUAUUUCACAGAAGCUCGAAAGUUGACUCGAGCUGUCAAUAUAUUCAACCACAUGAAAAGUAGCAGAAAUUCGAAUUGCAAGCCUUCUAUCAGAACCUAUAAUAUCCUUUUUGCAGCACUGUUGAGCAGAGGAAGCAACUCUUACAUAAAUCAUGCGUAUAUGGACACUAUUAGGUGUCUGUUUAAGCAGAUGGUCAAUGAUGGGGUAGAGCCUGAUAUAUUUACUUUAAAUUCCAUGAUCAAAGGUUAUGUGCUUUCUCUCCAUGUUAAUGAUGCGCUGAGGAUAUUCCAUCAGAUGGGCGGGGUUUAUGCAUGCAAGCCUAACUCUUUUACCUAUGAUUAUUUGAUACAUGGCUUGUGUGCGCAAGGAAGAACGAAGAAUGCUAAAGAGAUAUGCAAUGAAAUGAAGACCGCAGGCUUAAUCCCAAGUAGUAAAUCUUAUAAUUCACUUGUCAAUGCUUUGGCACUUGGUGGAGAGACUGAGGAGGCAGUGGAAUAUGUGUGGGAGAUGACUGAAAAUCAGAGGUCAGCUGAUUUUAUUACUUAUAGGACUGUACUGGAUGAGAUAUGUAGACAAGGAAGAGUUCAGGAGGCAAUGAGGUUAUUGCAGGAGUUUCAAGAGAAGAACCUUGUGGAUGGGGGUGCUUACAAAAAACUUCUUUAUGUGCUGGAAGAUGACUAUGGGAAUUGAGUUAGCAGAGUUGAUCCAGUUUUAUUCAUGGCAGACUGGAUAUUGCCUUGAUGCGAGAUCCUUUGGAGGAAGAAAAAUUUGGAGAACGGUGAUGCAACAUGCAAAUAUGGUACAAGGCGAUUAGUAUUUUCUGACCCUCCAAAAAGUGGAAGUCUCAUUGAUCCCAAGGUGCACAAUAAUAUGCUGAUUGCUCAAAAAAGGCUGGCUUAAGUUUGCAAUUUUGUCCAAGCUGUACAGAUCUUUGUCUAAUUGUAUGCUUUAGUUAUCACUUCUUUCCCUCAUUUUGCAAGUGAUGACCUUUGAUUUUUUAUCCAUCUUUGUUGAAGUGAAAGUUUCACUCUAAAGAAAUACUACCUCUAGUCCUUAAUAUUGGUCUCUAGUCUUUAGUGUUGGUAAUUAACAUAAAAGCUAAUUUGAUAUUCAAUUUGAUCCUAAAUAUAAGACUUCAAUUUA
Messenger RNA from Neltuma alba, 2837 nucleotides. RefSeq names its product pentatricopeptide repeat-containing protein At2g27800, mitochondrial. The transcript has 2 exons. Gene Ontology annotation, molecular function: protein binding. Bases 1098 to 2384 code for a protein of 428 amino acids. NCBI's taxonomy places the organism in Eukaryota, Viridiplantae, Streptophyta, Magnoliopsida, Fabales, Fabaceae. The record is from RefSeq and is a predicted model, not a curated record.